This is a messenger RNA of Diversispora eburnea, 1131 nucleotides long. Lineage: Eukaryota; Fungi; Glomeromycota; Glomeromycetes; Diversisporales; Diversisporaceae. The record is from the annotation of a GenBank genome assembly.
AUGGUUACCGUGGCAGAACCUCAAAAAGUGACCCUCAACAAUUAUGUAGGGUUCGAUUCCAUCACCAAUCAAAUUGAAAAAAAACUCUUGAAACGUGGAUUUCAGUUUAACGUUAUCGUUGUUGGUCAAACUGGUCUCGGUAAAUCAACACUCAUUAAUACCAUCUUUGCAGCGCACCUAAUUGAUAGUAAAGGUCGUACUUCUUCCGAAGAGCCUUUUAGACAAACCACUGAAAUUCAAACCGUUUCACAUUUAAUCGAAGAAAAUGGUAUUCGUUUGAGAUUAAAUAUAGUUGAUACACCCGGUUACGGUGAUCAAGUCAACAAUGAAAAUUGUUGGGAACCCAUCAUUAAGUACAUUAAAGACCAGCAUAGUGCUUAUUUACGUAAAGAGCUCACCGCUAUGCGAGAACGAUAUAUUCAAGACACCAGAAUUCAUUGUUGCUUGUUUUUUAUUUCUCCAACUGGUCACGCUCUUAAACCUAUUGACAUUGUCGUACUUAAAAAACUUUCCGAAGUUGUUAAUGUCGUUCCCGUAAUUGCCAAAUCAGAUUCACUAACAAUGGAAGAACGUGUAGCUUUCAAGCAUAGGCAAAUGAUCCCUUUUGCUAUCGUUGGUUCUGAAAAAAAUGUUGUCAUUGAUGGUAAAUCUGUUCGUGGACGAAGGAAUAGAUGGGGUGUUAUCAAUGUGGAGAAUGAAAAUCAUUGUGAAACUCACCUUCAAGAUCUUAUUGAGACUACUGCCCAAAUUCAUUACGAAGCUUUCCGUUCUAAACAACUAAUGGCUCUAAAAGAAUCUUCUAUUAAUCGAUUACAAAAAGAACGGUUGGAAGCAUCAACUCAAAGUGAGGGAGGCGAAAAAAUAUUACCGGAAGAGAUAGAAAGGAUAGUUAAAUAUAGAGUUGAAAAUGAAUUAAAAAAAAUUCAAGAACGUCAAGAAGAGAUUCAAACAAGAAUUAAUGAAGAAAUUGAAAGAUCAAGAACAUUUAUUGAAGAUAGUGGAGCUAAUUCUGUAACUACUGAACGUGACAUAGAAGAAUUGGUAUUGAGAAUUGAAAGAAAAUAUGAAGAUAAAAUUUUACCGGAUUUAAUUGAACAACAAAGAGCUGAAUAUGUUACAAAUCAAAAAUAA